Solanum dulcamara is the source of this 1432-nucleotide messenger RNA. Its product is annotated as heat stress transcription factor A-7a-like. The transcript has 2 exons. NCBI's taxonomy places the organism in Eukaryota, Viridiplantae, Streptophyta, Magnoliopsida, Solanales, Solanaceae. The record is from RefSeq and is a predicted model, not a curated record. Gene Ontology annotation, biological process: regulation of transcription by RNA polymerase II. Gene Ontology annotation, molecular function: RNA polymerase II cis-regulatory region sequence-specific DNA binding; DNA-binding transcription factor activity. Bases 102 to 1121 code for a protein of 339 amino acids. Gene Ontology annotation, cellular component: nucleus.
UUUCACAAACUAUAUAACUUACUUGCAUGCAUGAUCAAUUAUUUCACUCACUUCCAAAUUUUCUCAAAAGGUUUCAAAGAAAUUAAUAUCAUCAAUCAAGAAUGGAGAUCAACAAUCAAGAAAAUGGUGGAAAGGGAGGAGAAGGAAGAAGAGGAGGAGGAGCUGUUGGUCGAGGUCGACCGAGGCUCACCGGAUUACGGGGAAACUCUCCACCACCCUUUCUAGUGAAGACAUAUGAAAUGGUGGAUGAUCCUGAAACUGAUCCUUUGAUACAUUGGACUUCCAGCAAAACUACUUUUCUUAUCACUGAUCCUAACAAGUUUUGUUCAGAAGUUCUUCCAAAGUACUUCAAACAUAGCAAUUUAUCUAGCUUUAUUUACCAGCUCAACAACUAUCGUUUUAGGAAGGUCUGUUCUUACAAAUGUGAGUAUGGAAAUCCAUGGUUUCGGGCUGGGAAAAAGCACUGGCUGAAAAAUAUCAAAAGCAGGAUUCAACUAUCCAAGGAGAACAACCCACAACAAGGUUCACAUAGUCCUCAUGUUGAUCUGGUGAACGAUAAUCUGGAAGAGGAGCUGGAGAAGUUGAGGAAUGAUCACAUUAGUCUGAAGGUAGAGCUUCAGAAGUUGAAAGAUGGACAAGAAAACAUGAGAUCUUUCUUUCCUAAUUUGCUAGGAUGCGGAAAGGAAAAAGAUAUGAGGAAUAUUUUGAAGUUACUUCUCGAGAAAUCUGAAGUCAGAGGAGACUCCAGCAGCAAUGACACCAGAAAGAGGCCACGAUUGGUGGAGUCCCCAGAUCGUGUGUCUGGAUCCGUCCAGGACGGGAUUGUACAGACAUCAAACUCCGCUGGUGGCUCCGUGAGUUCCAAUGAAAAACAGAAAGAAGAAGCAACUGCUCAAAAUGCUAAGAAUCGUGAGUUUUGGGAGAAACUCUUUGAAGAUGGUUCAGAGUCGAAAAAUGAAGGAGCAGAGGAGUCCGGGCAGGAACUGAAUCGUUCGAGGGCUAUGGCAGAGAUCGAGGAGAUGGUGGAAAGCAAGAUUGCUAUGGAAGGAGAGGCUUUGAUUGCAAAGGCUGCUGCUAGUUUAAAUGACGAGACGGAGGCUUAUCUUCAACUAUGGACCUAGUAUAUUCUCUUUGCUUCCAUAUUUCCAUCAAAUACAAAAAUAUGAAUUCUACUAAAUGUUUAAAGUAUGAUCUUCUUAUCACAUCAAAAUUGUUACUUUGUCUCCAGGGUGGAGAAGAGAAAUGCUGAUGAACUACAGUUGACGUAAAGGUCCUGUAUCCAAAUAGACUGUUCUUAUAAUCGUUCCAGGAACUAUUUAAUGUCGUUUCUGUUUACAUAAUUUCACCCUAGAAACUAUACUAGGAAAGUUUGGAAACUUUGUACUACUUAAUAACUGUAACUAAUUAGAGUAUCAAAAUAUCUAUUGUAAUA